Molecule: messenger RNA, 747 nt
Organism: Tachysurus vachellii
Lineage: Eukaryota; Metazoa; Chordata; Actinopteri; Siluriformes; Bagridae
Product: CMRF35-like molecule 1
Exons: 5
Coding region: 1-747 (248 amino acids)
Source: RefSeq, a predicted model, not a curated record
AUGUGGCACCGGGACAGCAGAUAUUCUGUGGAGGACAAUAAAGAGAACAGAGAAUUCACCGUAACUAUCAGGAACCUGAGUGUGGAGGACGCUGGGCUUUACUGGUGCGGGGUGAAACAGGCGAAGGAGAAUUAUCGGCUAGAGGUUAACCUUGAUGUUGUGCAAGAUGUUGUGCAAGAUGUAACCACUGAAAAUGCCACAAUAACCAGACUGAGAAGCACAGAACCACAGGACCAGGAAACCUACAGUAGAGAUGAAUCUGUGGAUCUCGGGCUAUAUCUGGGUGCAGUUCUGCUGCUGUGUGGGAUUAUGAGUGCCGUAUUUGUCAUUAUAAAGUUCAACAAGGCCAAAGAAGCAUCAACACAGCACGGAAAUGACACAGAACCUGAUGUGGAAUGUGGACAAGGUCACUCUGAUGAAAGCACCUAUUUAGCCCCUGCCCAGAGCCCAGAUUGCAUUUAUGCAGCUCCAAAACCGAGCCAAAACCGGACUCAUACUCUUCCAUCCCACUUAAAACCCGCAGCAAGUCAGAGCUUCUCUGGAGAAAACCAAGUUCAACAUCCAGAGGCAGUCGUGUAUUCUGCUAUUCUACGGUCUGGAAACUGUCCACGACCUCAGAGUUGUGCGCCAAUUUUCACAUCAACACGACCCGUUUCCUACCUUGAGCAGAGAUCCCAUGUGCUCAAUCACACGCCUGCUAUUUCACAGGAGUCAUGUGAUGUCUACGCUACAAUCAAGCGACAGUGA